Messenger RNA from Mytilinidion resinicola, 1538 nucleotides. Its product is annotated as NADH-dependent flavin oxidoreductase. The transcript has a single exon. The coding region runs from base 7 to 1371 and encodes 454 amino acids. Lineage: Eukaryota; Fungi; Ascomycota; Dothideomycetes; Mytilinidiales; Mytilinidiaceae. Gene Ontology annotation, molecular function: FMN binding; NADPH dehydrogenase activity; NADP binding. Gene Ontology annotation, cellular component: intracellular anatomical structure. The record is from RefSeq and is a predicted model, not a curated record.
ACCGCAAUGGCUCCAACCAAUCUCAACACCCCGGUACCGGGCAUACCCUAUUUCACCCCCCAACAUGUACACUCACCCGGCACUCCAAAGGAGCUCUCAUCGAAAACGCCCACGCUAUUCACACCCCUCCAAAUUCGCAACGCGACUCUCCGCAACCGCUUCGUCGUCUCACCGAUGUGCCAGUACUCUGCAGCGCCAUCUGGACCUAAAAUUGGUGCUCUAACGGACUGGCAUGUUGCGACACUGGGCCAUUAUGCCAUCAAAGGAGCGGCUCUAGUUUUCGUUGAAGCCACAGCUGUCCAGCCCAACGGGCGGAUUUCACCAAAUUGUCCCGGCCUGUGGGAUGAUGCGCAGAUCGCCGGCUUGAAGCGAGUUGCCGACUUUGUCAAGUCCCAAGGUGCUCUCGUAGGCAUACAACUGGCGCACGCUGGCCGCAAGAGUAGUACCGCCGCACCUUGGCUAGCGACAGUCGACGGCCCAAGAUCCAAGCGUGCCGACAAAGAUAUUGGCGGUUGGCCGGACGACGUGAAAGGCCCUUCCGGCGGACUAGAUCAAGUCUGGGAUGGGAUUUACGAUAGCGAGCAGAACAGAUUCUGGCCUCCCAAGGCCUUGACGACCCAAGAGGUUAGGGAGGUUGUGCAGGCUUUUGCAACGGCAGCAGAGAGGAGUGUGAAGGCUGGAGUUGACGUGAUUGAGAUUCAUGCUGCACAUGGAUACCUUAUACACCAGUUCCUGUCGCCAAUCUCUAACCGACGAACGGAUGAAUACGGCGGUAGUUUCGAGAAUAGGACAAGACUUCUUUUUGAAGUGAUCAAAGCUAUCCGGAACGUCAUUCCGGCGAGCACGCCGCUCUUUGUUCGCAUUUCAUCAACCGAAUAUUUGGAAGACACCGAUUUAGGCAAGAAACUAGGAUCUUGGGUGGUUGAAUCGACGAUCAAGGUGGCCAAACAGCUCCCUGCUCUGGGCGUCGACUUAUUGGACGUCAGCAGCGGCGGCAACCAUCCCGACCAACGUAUCGACGGUUUUAACGCCAAGAACUACCAGGUCGAGAUAGCCGACCGUAUCAGGAAAGCCGUGCAUGCCGAUAAUUUGAAGCUUCUCAUCGGCGCUGUUGGCAUGAUCACGGAAGCGGAGCAGGCGAAACGCAUCGUCGAGCAGAACGGCGCCGUCGCCCAGCUCGAGAACAGUAUCCGCGAGGAAGCUGAGGCCGCAAAGGAGGCGACCGAUGCCAAGGACGGCAAACAGCCCCUGGCCGAUGUUAUUUUCGUCGCUAGGCAGUUCAUGAGGGAAUCAGAGUGGGUGUUGAAGGUUGCGUGGCAGUUGGGCGUGGAUGUUUGGUGGCCAAGUCAGUUUAUGAGAGUCACUUUCUGAUCGGCUUCAAUUCCGAAGGCUCGACCCUCACGCACGAAAUUUCGAGGCGGACGAUUGACAAGUUCAAGCAUAAGAUCAAAUAGAAGUUACCUAGAAGCGUGGAGCCGUAUUGUAGAUUUCACAAUACCCAUUUGUGUCUCGCUUCUGAAAUAUCCAAGCUCAGUCCU